This is a messenger RNA of Cloeon dipterum, 9084 nucleotides long. RefSeq lists its product as uncharacterized. The transcript has 74 exons. The record is from RefSeq and is a predicted model, not a curated record. Gene Ontology annotation, cellular component: external side of plasma membrane. The coding region runs from base 61 to 9084 and encodes 3007 amino acids. Gene Ontology annotation, biological process: biological process involved in interspecies interaction between organisms. Gene Ontology annotation, molecular function: carbohydrate binding. Lineage: Eukaryota; Metazoa; Arthropoda; Insecta; Ephemeroptera; Baetidae.
GUGGAAAGCAGUCGCUAAAAUGCACGAGGAACCAGCCUUUACGCUUUAGCCGCCGAGAAAAUGAUGAUAAUUACUUAUUUUCCAAUUCCGUGUUUAAUCGCGGUGGCGUUUAUAACGCAAUUUGGACAAGGUCAAAAUUUUGAUCAACAAACCAUUGUGAGCACCUUCAACCGCUCGCGGCGUUUGUACAUUGACCAAUGCUGCAGUGGAUUUUCGUGCGACGCCAACAAAGCGCUGGCACAGAGAGUCGCGGGUGCCCCCCAAUGGACUCCGUGGGGCUCGACGCUCUUCGUCACCAUGACGCCGCCCGUCUUCUUCACGCGCACCUUCACGCCGACCGUGUUCAUUCCAACCACGGCCGGCAUUUUCAUUCCAAUAACAACCGUCGUCUUCACGACAAGAAGAACUACGAAAAAACCAAAGAAGAAAACGACGACUAGAACAACAACUGAGGCGACUACUACUGAGGAGACUACUACUGUGGAAGAAACCACCGUGACAGAAGAAACGACGACGGAAUCCCUCGGCCCGUGCGCCGAACUCACGUGUCCAAGCCAUGUUUGCAACAAAGACGACGGAAAGUCCAUUCCUCCGCUCUACAGCAACAACGGCACUCAGUUUUUAGCAGCACCGUCUCCAAACGGACCAUUGAAAAUCGCAUGUGGCAAACUGUAUCUCUUCUCCACGAAUUUGAAAAACUACACAGACGCUGGGAAGACUUGUUGCGCGAUGAGCAUGCGGCUGCUGAGUCUCGCCGCCAAUUCCACGGACCAAAAAUGUCUGUCCGAAAUGGCAAGCUUCGACCCGUUUUUCUACCAGCAAACGCGACUCUUCUGGACAUCCGGCUCGUCGAUGAACUGCAACUACUCGUGGUGUCCGUCGAACGAAACGAUUUCGCCCGGCGCCCAGUGGAUGUCCAACUUUCCCAGGUCUGCGUUUGCUGCCGCGCCAGAGCAGGACUGCGUGCGUUUGCUCUUCGACAGAUCCACGCUUGCUCUAAAUACGGACUACUGCUCCUCACUUAAUUACUACAUUUGUCAGGGUGACGUCGCGCUGAUCCAGAAUCAGGACUUGGUGUCCGUUUGGCCGACGACACCGGCUCCUGCAACAACAACCACAGCGACGACCACCACCGUCGCCCCUUGCGUCACACAAAAGUGUCCGGAGGGCAUGUGCAGAAGAGACAUGAAUAGCUCGGUCUUUGUGAAUAAUGCGGGCCAGUUUUUGACAGUUCCCUCUCCAAACGGGCAGUUUAAGGUGGCUUGCGGGCGCCUUUACCUGUUUUCAACUAAUGUGAAAAGUCUGCCAGACUCGAUUUCCACGUGCUGCGCGAUGAGCAUGACGCUGGCCACGUUCGCCGACCCUGCCAGGCAAAACUGCGUCAAUGAGCUUUCGAACUUUGACCCAGACUUCGGGGUGGCCCGACAGUUCUGGACGUCGGGGGCGACGGUGUUCUGCACGCUGCGCUGGUGCACGACCAACACUGACGUGGCCAACAUCGCCUGGAUGGCCAGCUACCCCAAGCCGCAGCCGACGCCUCCCGCGCAGGACUGCCUGCGUUUGAUGCUCGGAAAGGGUGUUUCGCUCUACAACACCGAUACCUGCACCAAUGUCAAUAACUACAUAUGCGAGGGCGACGUGUCUCUGCUCCAAAGCAUUAACCAAGUGCAAAACUGGCCGUCGACGAACGUGCCGUUCACGACGACACCACCGUCGUGUCCUGUUAUCUGUCCAACCUUCCAGUGCAACAGAAACGCCAAUUAUUUCACGUUGAACGACGCGAUUUUAACAGUUCCUUCGAGUUUUGGAUUCGUGAAAUCAGCGUGCGGCAAGGCAUACAUGUUCAGCAGGGCUAGCGUGUCGCAAGUGGAGGCGAGUGUGGCGUGCUGCGAGCUGGGCAUGAGUUUGCUCUCGAUUGACAACCAAGCCGAGCAGGAUUGCUUGCACAGCCUCAAUAUGGCGGACAUGAGAUACUCGACCCGAGCCUUCUGGACGUCGGGCAGCCAGCGGGGCUGUCCGUUGCGGGCCUUUAAAUGGUGCGCCACGAACGAGGUGCUGACGCCGAGUGCGCUGCAGUGGGCGCCCGGACAGCCGAACCACGCAAACGGCGUGCAGGACUGCAUCCAGCUGACCGUCAACCCCGGAGCAACCACCAAUACGGUUCUUAAUGACGAGUCUUGCUAUACACCCUUCAAUUUUAUUUGUGAGGGUCCUGCAUCCCUUUUAGGAGCAAAUGCGACUCAAACCACGCCCAGUCCUGCUCCAACGUGCAAUGCUACUUGCCUGCAAAUGACUUGCGAGAAGAACCCCACUUUUUACACCAGCAAUGGAAAAUAUCUCUCAGUUAAUACCCAAGUUGGAUUGCUAAGGGAAAUGUGUGGCAGCGCAGUCAUUUUUGGAAACGACCUAAAAACAUUCAUUGACGCGCAAAGGUUCUGCUGCCAAGCAGGACUUCGACUCUUAAGCGCUGAAACGCUCGACAAAUUCAACUGCCUUGCAGAUGCAAAUAAAGACAACACGCGUUGGCUUGGCCGCAAAUUCUGGACUUCGGCAACGACCAGCAACUGUCCACGGGUUUAUCGUUGGUGCUUGGAGGACCAAACGGCCAUCGUAGCCGUGAACGACAGUUUUUGGCGACCUGGCCAACCUCAGGACGAGGGCAUUUACGACUGCGUGCAAAUUACGCUCAAUGUGAGCUCCCAAAACGUACUCACCGACGAAAAUUGCAACUCGCUGGCCUACCCCGCGUGCGAGGGAACUCCUCUUCUGUUGCCUUGGUACACGACCACGACUCCUCCAUCGACGCAAGAUCCUCUGAACUGUGCGCCUUUGUGUCCAACUCAAGUUUGCGAGAGAAAUCCUCUGAAUUACACCAGGGAUGGAAGAUUUAUUAAUGAGUCUACAGCAGCAGGAACAUUUAAAGAGUCUUGCGGCAGACUUUAUCUCUUUAGCUAUAUCCAGAUGACAUACAAUGAUGCGUAUGCCGCGUGUUGCGACUUAGGAAUGCGCUUGCUGAGCGUCGAGGACCAGUUCAAGCACCAAUGCCUUGUCGAUCUCAACAAUGUUGACACCAUGUACACGAACAAAGUAUUCUGGACGUCUGGCAGCGACUUGGGCUGCCCAUUUAAAUUCAAAUGGUGCGCUAGUAACACGUGGUUCUCCAACACUUCCGUCAACUGGUUGCCCGGCCAGCCGAACAAUGCUUACGGAGUGCAGGACUGCGUCCAGCUUACCCUGACAAAGGGAACCUGGGCCCAGAGCACUUACAAUGACGAUCCUUGCAGCUUCACCUACUCCUUCAUCUGCGAGGGUGAUCGUUCUUUGUACAGGGGCAGCUCCUUCUACACAACAACAAGUACAACAACUACGUCUACCACAACAGUGAGGCCAACAACGCCGCUCAACAGACCGUCCGAUUGCGAUCCCGUCUGUCCACCAUUUUCUUGCGAGCGAGAUCCCUUUUUAUUCACCACUGAUGGCCGCUUUUUGAACCUUUCCAAAGUAAAUGGUAUAAUGCGUGAAGCAUGUGGCAAAAUGUAUUAUUUCAGUGUCGAGCAAGACUCGUACACAAAUGCAGCGUCCACUUGCUGCGACAUGGGAAUGAAUUUGCUCUCGGUAGAGACCUCCAACGAGCACCAGUGUCUGACAAAUCUAAACCAACUUGACAUGCGUUACGUGGAUAAAAUUUUCUGGACUUCUGGCAGCCAGAGGAGUUGUCCUUUUAAUUUCCGAUGGUGCACAGCAACUAACAAUAUCGCGUUCACUUCAACGUCGAUCGCCUGGCAACCGGGACAGCCUAAUAACCUGAACGACGUCCAAGAUUGCGUUCAGCUGACUCUGAAUGCCGUCAAUUUGACCAACAACGGAUACAAUGACGAGCCGUGUCUCUAUGCCAACCACUUUAUCUGCGAAAGUGACAGCAGUUUAUUGUGGCGGACAACUACGACAACAUCAACCUCGACAACACUGGCGCCAACCACAACCACUCCGAUCUGCAAUGCAAUCUGUCCGCAAACUACUUGCGACAAAGAUACGAAAAUGUUCACCGCGGAUGGAAAAUUUUUAAGCGAUUACAUAACAGUCUCAAAUACCCUGGGAGUUUUGGCCGAGACGUGCGGUAGGCUUUACUUUUUUGGCAACAAAAUGGUGUCGGCGACGGAAGCAAGGACAAUUUGUUGCUCGAUGGGAAUGUGGUCGGUUGGCGUGGAGAGCCUAGACGAAAACAAGUGCAUCGCCGAGAUUUACGGCUCGCUCGGUCUGCCGACCAGAAUUUACUGGACCUCUGGCAGCCAGAGAGGAUGCAACCUGUCCUUUAAAUGGUGCUCUUCGAACAUCACUUUCGGGCCAACUUCAAUAAACUGGCUGGCCGGACAGCCCAACAACUUGUACGGCGUGCAGGAAUGUGUGCAAAUGUCGCUGUCGCAGAGCAGUUCCGUCUCUGCUACGUUCAACGACGACCCUUGCUCGUUUUCCUACUAUUUCGUGUGCGAGGGUCCUGCAUCGUUAAUUCAAAGAGGCAGCACCAUUUCCACGUCAACCACGCCUGCUCCUUGCGUGGCGAGCUGUCCUCAAGUACUCUGCGACAGAGACUAUAAAAUGUUCUCUGCCGAUGGAAAAUAUCUAGACGAAGCUGCACUGUCAUCUGCUGGAGUUGUGGCUGAGAGUUGCGGGAGAUUAUAUUUUUUCGGGAACAGAAUGGUCAGCGCAAGUGACGCAAAUUACUACUGUUGUUCCUUGGGGAUGUCCUCCGUGGCUGUGGAAACCAGCGAGGAGAACCAGUGUCUCUCACGAAGCUACGCUUCCACGGGGCUGCCAAGUCGAUUUUACUGGACCUCAGGAAGUCAACUGGGUUGCAAUCUUUACUUCAAAUGGUGCUCUUCCAACAUCACAUUCGGAUCGAGGUCCAUCAACUGGCUCCAAGGCCAGCCAAACAAUCUGAAUGGAAUUCAGGAUUGCAUCCAAAUGACCCUUUCCCCGGGAACAAACCCUCUGGCAGCUUUUAAUGAUGAUCCCUGCUCGUACUCGUAUUACUAUUUGUGCGAGGGUGAUCUUACAAUGUUGGAGAGAAAUUCGCAACUUGUUCAGUCCACUACCCCUUCGCCAUGGACGCCAAACUGCACGCCGCGGUGCCCGAAUGUCGUUUGCGACAAAGACCCCACUUUAUACACGCCAGAUGGAAAAUAUCUAGCAGUUCCAUCUCCAAUCGGAACUGUGAGGGACGCGUGCGGAAAAGUUUAUUUGUUUUCUAAUAUACAAGAAACCCAAAGCGACGCUGCUGCAAUUUGUUGCGAGGCAGGAAUGAGACUAGUCUCGAUUGAAACUCUAGCGGAGCACGAAUGUUUGACCCAGCUGAACAAUGUCGAUAUGCGUUACACGAGCAGAAUGCACUGGACGUCUGGCAACCAGAACAGCUGUCCUUUCAACUUCCGGUGGUGUCCGUCGAACAACACCUUUUCCAACACGAGCAUCAACUGGCUGGCCGGGCAGCCGAACAACCUGAACGGCAUUCAGGACUGCGUGCAGUUCCUGCUGACGACCGGCGUCUGGACGGCCAGUUCGUUCAUCGACGAGGCGUGCUCCUACGCCAAUUACUUCAUUUGCGAGGCUGACCGCUCCGUGCUGCAGAGCAACGCCGCCACCACCACCGCGGCCCCGGCCACCACAACCACAAUCAAUCCGGCCUUUGUCACCAGCUGUUUACCUUCUUGCCCGUCCUUUACCUGCGACAGAGACCCUUCCCUCUUUACUGCUGAUGGACAGUUCUUAGUUGCUCCUACUUCGAUGGGGAUUGUGAAAGAGAUUUGCGGCAAAAUCUACUUUUUCGGCAGCAGCCAAAUAUCGUACGUAAGUGCCGCAGCCGAAUGCUGCGAUCUGGGAAUGUCGCUGCUGAGCGUCGAAUCGCAGGCGGAACACCAGUGCAUCACCGAUCUCAACAAUGCCGACAUGAAGUUCUCGAGCCGAGCCUUCUGGACCUCCGGCAGCGACCGGAGCUGCCCUUUCAACUUCCGUUGGUGCACGUCGCCAAACAACUCGUUUUUCUACAACUCGAGCAUCAACUGGCAGACGGGCCAGCCGAACAACGCGUUCAACGCUCAGGACUGCGUGCAACUGACCCUGAACACGGGAAUGGUCACGGCCAGCACCUACGACGACCAACCCUGCACAUUCGUCAACUAUUUCAUUUGCGAGGGAAGUCGACUUUUGCUGCAGUCAAACAAUAUUGUCACCUCUACAUUGUCCACCACAACCACGACCACGGCACCGCCCACCACAGCUUGUCUUCCACGGUGUCCGGCUUUUAACUGCGACAGAGACCCUUCAUAUUUUACGAGGGAUGGACAGUUUUUAAAUGCUCAACCAUCGAUCGGCAUCUUGAAAGAGACGUGCGGGAAAUUAUACUUUUUUGGAAGUUCCCAGUUAGCCUACGUGUCUGCGGCCACGAUCUGUUGCGAUUUAGGAAUGUCUCUGUUGAGCGUGGAAACUUCUUCGGAGCAUCAGUGCCUGACCGACUUGAACAACGGUGACAUGCGGUGGAGCGACCGCAGCUUUUGGACCUCGGGCAGCGACCAGAGCUGUCCGUUUAAUUUCCAGUGGUGCACCGCGCCCAGCGCCUCUUUCUUUUACAACUCGAGCAUCAACUGGCUGGCUGGACAGCCGAACAACGCCUUCAACCAGCAGGACUGCGUCCAGUUGCGCCUGACGACGGGCUCCUGGACGGCCAGCACCUACGACGACCAGCCUUGUAAUUUCGUCAGUUUUUACAUUUGCGAAGGCGAUCGGAUGCUGCUGCAAAGCAACUGGCAAAACGUGCCGACCACCACGACGCCGCCCCCGACCACGACCACGACUUGCCAACCGAGGUGUCCGAGUUUUUCAUGCGAACGAGAUCCAUCUUUGUUUACAUCAGACGGAAGAUAUUUAAAUGUUCCACCCGAAUAUGGUGUCAUUAAAGAAACCUGCGGAAAAAUCUAUUUCUUCUCUAAAGUUCAGGACUCUUUCACGAACGGGGCCGCAGCUUGUUGUGAUUUGGGAAUGUCCCUGGUCAGCAUCGAGUCGCAGUACGAGCACCAGUGCUUGACUGACCUCAAUAAUCUGGAUAUGAAAUACACCGGCCGAUAUUUCUGGACUUCCGGGAGUCAACUGAACUGCUCCUUCAACUUUCGUUGGUGCACGUCCAACGCGUUUUUCACCAACACGAGCAUAAACUGGAUGGCCGGCCAGCCGAACAACGCGUUUGGCAUUCAGAGCUGCGUGCACUUUCUGCUGACGACAGGCGCGUGGACGGCCAGCGCCUACGACGACCAGCCGUGCACCUACUUCUACUACUUCAUUUGCGAGGGCGACCGCCUGCUCCUGCAGAGCAACAACCCAACAGCGACGACAGCGCCGACCACAACAACUACGGCGGCUCCCACGACCACGUGUACACCCUCGUGUCCAGGCUAUUUUUGCGAAAGAGACCCGUCAUUCUUCACUCCAGAUGGAAAAUCUCUUAGCAUUCCAGCGGAGUACGGGUUUGUUCGUCAAGCUUGCGGCCGGCUGUAUUUUAUAGGAAUCACGCAGGAAAUUUACAAUGACACACUGUCAUACUGCUGCGACUACGGAAUGACCCUUCUCAGCGUAGAAUCGCAAGCCGAGCACCAAUGCCUUUCCGACCUAAAUAACGGUGACGCGAGCAUGCGGUACUCAAACCGAAUUUUCUGGACCUCCGGCAACCAAAGGGGCUGUCCGUUCAAUUUCCGGUGGUGCUCGAGCAGCGGAUUUUUCGGCAACACGUCCAUCAAUUGGGCCAGUGGCCAACCGAACAAUGCGAGAGGCCUGCAAGAGUGCGUUCAGCUGACGCUAAACGCCGGCGUCUCCACCAACAGCGUUUACAACGACGAAGUCUGCUCCUUCGCCGCUUAUUACAUUUGCGAGGGCGAUCAAUCAUUGCUGUGGAACGCAGGCACUGUGACAACAACCACGACAAAUCCCCCGACUACAACUCGAGGGUGUACUUCUCCGAACUGUCCGGGCUUUGUUUGCGAGAAGGAUCCUUCGUUGUUUACCUCAGACGGAAGAUAUCUCAACGUUCCAAUCUCCGUUGGCUUUAUGAGGGUAAUAUGCGGCCGACUGUACUUGUUCAGCACCACGCAGACAACAUACACAAACGCGCUGGCCGCUUGUUGCGACGCGUCAAUGGACUUGAUCAGUGUCGAAAGCAUCGUCGAGCACUCUUGCAUUACAGACACCAACAAUAACGAGCUUCGUUUUAACAACCGCGCUUUCUGGACGUCCGGCGUGGACGUCGGCUGUCCGUUCAGGUUUCAGUGGUGCACCGGCACGAAGCAGGCGUUCACCAACACUUCCAUUAACUGGGCGGCUGGACAGCCAGACAACCAGUUCGGCAUCGACGACUGCGUGCAGUGGAAUUUAAACACGGGACAGUGGUCCGCCAGCACGUUCGCCGACGCCCCUUGCAAUUCCUACUAUUACUAUAUUUGUGAAGGAGAUCCUGCGUUGCUGCAAAGCUCCGCGAUGACCACCACCACGACGACAACAACCACGACGACGACCACUACCCUUCCCACGACUACUACGCCCUGUCAGAGUCCGCUUUGCUCAAAUCCUAGCUGCAGCAUUGAUAGUAACUACGUCAAUCCAGAUGGAAGCUUCAAACCAAUUCCAAGCUCUAUUGGCUACGUGAAGUACGCUUGCGGACGCCGAUACUUCUUCAGCACCAUAUCUCGAUCGAAAAACGACGCUGCACUGAUUUGCUGCGUUCUCGGCACGAAACUCGUCAGCAUAGAGACAAACGCGGAGCUGACCUGUCUGUCCGACCUGAAUAAAGUGGACGCCAAUUUGAAGUCGAGUCAAAUCUACUGGACGUCUGGCACGGACGAGAACUGCCCGAACAAAUACUUUUGGUGCGGCACCAACAGUCGUUUCGGAGACACCGCCUGGUCCACUGGACAGCCGGACAAGUACCUGCCACCCGAGAACUGCGUGGCCGUCGCCCUGAACGUGGACACGCCGACGCAGCGAGGCUACAGCGGAAUUUUGGACACGACGUGCAGCUACAACAACCUUUUCAUUUGCGAGUGA